GCAGAGGAGGAGGGAAAGACCAAUGAAACAAAGUCUGUAUGAAAAUGCCACAAUAAAACCCACUUCUUUGUAUGCAGUUAAAAAAAAACUAAUUUGGGAAAAAAGAAAAGAAAAUUCAGCUUGAGCCAGAAAGUGUAUGGAGGUGCUGAAAGGCACCCUUCCUUCCUGCCCAGCCAUGGUCUCACUUGGAGUAGAAGUCUCCAGAAACAACCAGUCCUCUGUCCUUCUGUUCCAGCCUCCUACAGCUCUGCUCUCUGAGAAGUCAUGCUGACUCAUUGGCUCAAGCUGUGAUGCUCAGCUGUCUGUCCAUCUUGUCUCCUGGAACAGCUCAAUCCAGGGUCUUCCUGAAGUGGUGAUCACUCCAGCUGGCAGGGGUAGAAAAUGGUACCAGUCAGGUCAGAGCUCUGGGAUCCCACAGUCACUGCUGCAGGAUGGAGGAACCUACUCCCGAGCCUGUCUAUGUGGAUGUGGACAAGGGGCUGACCUUGGCUUGCUUCGUUUUCCUCUGCCUCUUCCUCGUAGUCAUGAUCAUCCGCUGUGCCAAAGUCAUCAUGGACCCCUACAGUGCCAUCCCCACGUCCACCUGGGAAGAGCAGCACCUGGAUGACUGAGGCACAGGACAGGUCUCAGUAUCCCCAACAUGCCUUUGUACACUCUGGCCAACGUCCUGCGAGCACUUGGAGACUGGGAGUGGCUAUGACCACCCAAAAAUGGAGAAGGCCCACCUUUGCCUUACUGGCUCUCACAUGACCACCAGAGGGGAAUGCCAGCGUGCAGGAGCCAAGGCAGUCUGGAGGAUCCUGGGGAGAGGAAUGCUGAGCCAUGACUCAGUCGAGUGGAGAUGAUGGUGGGACUCCACUGGGAGACAGCGGGGUGAUAGUCCCCUGCCCAGGCUCCUGGGCACCUUUGAAAACUGAACGAAAACCAGACACUCUGGUCUACAAAUAGUGAUCAGGAGGAGACUGACCUUCAACUACACAGCAUGGAGAGGUUGCUGAGAGCCCAGUACCCUCUACAGACUAACAGUGAGGGGCAGGAAGGAUGAAGACUUAGGGGGCUUCUCCUCCAAAUUCUCACAAGGCACACAGCUACUUUCAAACUUUUAUUUUCAAAAGAAAAAAAAACUCCACAAAAACACAAACUAAGAUACAGAAGGGAUAUAUUUUUCCUGUUAAAAAUGAGAUGUGCAUUUUAGACACUUGGGGAAAAUAUAAAUAAAUAGAAGGGAAGGGAGGCGAAUAGCACUUAAAAAUCCAACCUCCCAAAAGCCAUCAUUUUGAUACAUUUCUUCAAGUCUUUUUUACAGGAUUUUUUUUAGUAAUUCACACCAUGUGCAUGAUGCUGCAUUGAUUUGUAUGAUAGCUUAAAUAUCUCCUGCCUCACAAGAUACCAUGGCUGUUUUUAGUGACUGAGAGUAAACUGGCUAGGCCAUGGCUGAAUAUAGUCUUUUCUUUAAUCUAUCUAACUUUCUACAAUGUACUCACGCAAAUCACAGUAACCUUCAGAAGCUCUGCAUCCCAGGAGCUCCAGGAAAGAUCUGGGUUCUAGUCCUCCUUAGCUAUUCAAAGGCUUAAAAGUCACCUCACCUCUUGGUGCCUCCAUUUCCUCAUUGUAAGAUGGGAAGGAGAAGUGUCUGUCUAUCAGUCUGUCUGUCUGUGAGACUAGGUUGUCUCUUCUGUUGUCUUCCCUUCAUCGUCUUCUCUCACACACUGUCACCUGCAUCUUUGACCUUGCUGCCAGGAUUCUAGGUCAGAGCCCACAACCAUCCCCACCCUACUCCAACUCCUGUUUCCUUAUUAUAUGACCCCUAAAUAAAUUGGCACCUGUGAGCUUCAAUUUUGUCAUCUAUAAAAUGGGGGUGUAACAUCUACCUCACAAGGUUGUCAUGGAGAUAAAAUGGGAGAGCAUGAGCAAA
Molecule: messenger RNA, 1915 nt
Organism: Rattus rattus (black rat)
Lineage: Eukaryota; Metazoa; Chordata; Mammalia; Rodentia; Muridae
Gene: Ctxnd1
Product: cortexin domain containing 1
Exons: 2
Coding region: 432-611 (59 amino acids)
Source: RefSeq, a predicted model, not a curated record